UGUCGUUCUUUGCCACUGCACUUGUGAUCACAUCACUACUUCAGCACUCCUCUAAAGCCUUCAUCUCUACAGCUCACAUCUCUACAAUCCCCAGAGUCUCGUUUCAACAUGUCCAUGGCCACCAAAGCAGUCAACAAAGUCCUCAAAAACCGGAUGGCUCAAUAUGCACCCAUCGAUCCAUACUACGAAGAAGUGGUAGAUGAGAAAACUGGCAAGACGAAAAAAGCAAAGCGAAAGGUUCCAGAUGGUCUUUCCAAACGAGAUGCCAAAGCCCUCAAAAAGAUCAGGAAGAGGGCCCAUUACCUCGACAAAGGGAUGCACAUUUGUGGAUUCAGAGUUGGAUGGACAUUCUGGAUUGGUAUCAUUCCCGGAGCUGGUGAUGUCGUCGAUGCGGCUCUCAAUUAUUUCUUGGUUUACCGCCCAGCCGGCAAGUUGGACAUUCCUUCUGACCUCAAGGCAAAGAUGUUGAUCAACAACAUGGUCUCUGCUGGUCUAGGAGUCGUGCCAGUCGUCGGAGACAUUGGUUUGGCGGCGUGGCGAGCAAAUUCAAGGAAUGCCUUAUUGCUCGAAGCGUACCUUGCUAUCAGGGCUCAAGAGUAUCUCGCCAGCCUCGGACACGUUCAAUCGGACCUCGCUGCGAUGGACGGUAUCUCAGCUGCGGAUCUCAGAAAGCUGUUCGCUCCUGGUUCUGGAAUGCACCUGGACGGAGUAGAGGGGACGAACACGGCGCAGAUGAGCAUGGCCACGGGAGCAACCAGUACCACGCCCGGUGCGCCCCCAAAGCUCCCAGCCAGAACGGGAGCCGCUGCUAAGCGAUGACGCACAAGGGUCGAUGUUGUUGCAAAGGUUCAAACGGACCCACUGCCCUUAGCAUUGGCAGGUUGAUCGAAGGGGUACCCUCCCCGACAUACCCAUAUACACGGUUGUUGUUUGUCUAUAGUAAGAUCCGUACAGAUAUGCAUCGCGACAUGUAGCUU
Kockovaella imperatae is the source of this 977-nucleotide messenger RNA. RefSeq lists its product as hypothetical. Lineage: Eukaryota; Fungi; Basidiomycota; Tremellomycetes; Tremellales; Cuniculitremaceae. The transcript is spliced from 6 exons. The record is from RefSeq and is a predicted model, not a curated record. The coding region runs from base 109 to 819 and encodes 236 amino acids.